This is a messenger RNA of Acanthoscelides obtectus, 1207 nucleotides long. The record is from the annotation of a GenBank genome assembly. NCBI's taxonomy places the organism in Eukaryota, Metazoa, Arthropoda, Insecta, Coleoptera, Chrysomelidae.
GUUUAGGCACUACAUCCAAAACAUGAAAGCCGUAUCGAGGAUAGCGGUUUUAGCCUUCCUGGCUCUAUCGGCAGUACCCGGAGACAGUACUACUGAUAAGAAGUCCACUAAACGUAGUGUCAUAGGUUCACCACUAGGAUACGGAUAUGGAUACGCCGGCAUCCCAUCCGGAGAUUUUGGAGUUGCUGGUAUUGCUGGGCUAGCGAAAACGUACGAAUAUGGAUUGGCCGAUAGCGCUAUCGCUGGUAGUGGAUUGGCAAGCGGAAUAGCACACUCUGGUUCAGUGUACGCUGGCGCCGUCCCCCAUACCCACCAGUACCGGCACAGUACCCAGGAGCACCAUGUAUCUCUGCCCCAUCCAGUCCCAGUACCAAUCACCAGGACAGUGAGCGUGCCCCAGCCUAUCCCAGUUGACGUCCCGCACCCAGUGCCCGUCCCUGUGCACACACCUGUCCCUGUGGACGUACCCAGGCCGUACCACGUUUCCGUACCACAGCCUGUGCCCGUUCCAGUACAUACACCUGUUCCAGUAGAUGUACCUAGGCCAUAUCCAGUUGAGGUGACCAGGACUGUUCCUGUCGAAGUCAGCAGGCCAGUCUACAUUAAGGAAAGACAUCCAGUCCCAGUGCCCGUACCUCAAGCAGUUCCAGUAGAAGUACCAACUCCAGUAGCUGUCAGAGUGCCACAGCCAAUCACAGUCCACGUUCCUCAAGUUGUCAAGACUGUAUCAGUGUCUGGUGACCCGCAUGCUUUAGGUCAUGCCUUUGGACGGUUGGGACACCACGUUUACGCAGAUGCAGGGGCCACCAGUGGUGCCCUGGCAACGGGUUACGGCGGAGCUUUGGCAUCUGGAUAUGGUAACGCUUUCAGCACAGGUGAAUUGUACAAGACUGGGGGCAUCAGCGCUUACUCCUCAGCUUCAGCAGCAGCUGACCUUUCCUCCAGCUACGGUGGUAGCUACGGAUACGGUGGAUCUGCUACAAGCGGAGGCUUGCUGAGCUCUUACAUCCCCAGCUCUAUCGGAGGCUACAACUCUAUCCACGCCAAAACCUCUUACUGAUCGAAUUAAGCACACCGUGAAUGUUGAAGCCAUAUGCAUUUAGGAGAAUUGUUGUGUAUUUAUUUCAUUCAUAGCAUGUCACACGUAUACUGGGUCGCAAGUUAUAACGAUUGUCCAUGAUGAAAAUGCAAUAAAACUAUUUGUAAG